AAGGCGUUUUAAUAAAGCUUUCAAAUCUUUCGAAUUCGUUAAGAUCGUUAGAUCUUUGAAGAUUUUUCAAGGUUUUUAAACUCAUGUAAUAUCAGAGGUAUUUCGAGUAUUUGUUAUACCUUAAAUUGUUAGAAAACUCGUGAAAUAAAAAUAACGAAAUACCCAUAACCAAAAAAGUGCGUUGUUAUCGAUCGAAUGCUCGGUCGAUCAUAACGACUUGCUUCAAUAUCGGGUGAAACAGUUCAUAUCAAAGAUACAUAAUCAAUAUUCUAGUUAAAGGAUCCCAGACGUACAGCGAUUCGAUUUACCAGUAUACGUAUCGUAUAUACCGAGUAUUUGGUAACGUCCAUGACAACUGACAAUAACGGCUGUGAGUCCGCGAAUGCUUUUUUUCUUUUCUUUUUAAAGUAUACCCUACCAUAAACCAUUUCGCUUGACUUGCCUACCUGAACUGGAACUUUCCUCAAAAUUUUCAUGAAAACUGAUCUCUCUAUCAUAUUACUUUAAUUAUGAGUUUUUUAACCGAACAAACAUUGAAAUAUGUAUGCUUAAAACUUGAUUCAGUUUCCAUGUGAAAUUUCGAAGAAGGAAGCGACGAUCUUAUUCCAUCGACACGACAGAUGCAUGAAUAUAGCAAUGAUUUACGUACUCACCGUAUGCAGCCGAUUCCAACAAUGUUACAGCAUAUUUGUCACUUAUUUUGCGAAUAAAGAACACUACUUGCGAAAGGUGGUUACGUCGAUUCGGGUGCUACUGAUAUGCAUCUCAGGAUCCAUCGCGAACACACAAACGAUGACAAAUUCUACACAUAUUUUAAUGUUCCAAUACACAAAUCCACAAAGCGUUAACGAUUUCGAGUAAUUAAGAUGAAACUGUACUUACCAUAUUUAAAAUAUUGCUCGAGAGACGUAACCACGCGAUGAGCAAAUCCCGUCACGCCGCCGGUUUGAAUGUUGAAGUAGGUUUCGAUCGUGCAAUCGACUAACCGGAAGUCCGCGCACUUCACGGCGAAACGUCCGUAAAAAUUUAACGAUCAUUCUCGAAAAGAUCGAGGAUUUGCGCUGAAUUCAAUGCACUUGCAGUAAAUUAUUUUUUUACGAAGAGAAAAGAAAUUAUCCUGCCCCAAAAUCCUUGUUCAGCGUAGCUAAAAACUAGCCUUUUUUUAAGCGUUCAAUUUUGAAAACCCACAAACGACUAACGCGCCCUCUGUCGAACUUAAAUGAAACUUUAUUUUAAGAGAACGCAAUCGCUAUACAAACUCGUACAAUUACGAUAUCAGUCGUAAUUAUUUAGUUAAAUUACACAUAAACUGAAUAAUUUUGUUCUUGUAUAGUUUUACCGGUGAAGCGACUACAAAUACAGUGUACAAGAUAUUGUACUAACGAAUAUUACUGAUACUUGUCACGCAAUGACUAUGGAUUAUUAUGUAUUAUUAUUAUAAAAUAUAUCGUUAGUUUUCAAGCAAACGAAAUAAACAUGAGAAUGUGAAGAGAUAAAAAAUUGUAACAUAUUUGUUGAUGGCCAAUAUCAAAUAUGUAUAAAAACAUGUUAACGAAUAAAAUUUAAAAAUAUUUUAAAAAAUGUGGGAACAGCUGUAUAUUUAUGAAGCACGUGGAUAUAUGUAUUGUGUCAAUCUCAUCGCUGGACGAUGUUACGCGAACCCUAAUUAAGUAGCGUUUGUCAAUAAAAUUGUUAAAUAAAUUGUUAAAGAAUGCCGAAACGUCCGUGUCCGUUUGAGGAUGAUUUAUUGCCUCAAAUGAAAGUACACGUAGGUCAAAAACAAGUUGACAAUGGAGUGAGCAAUGAAGAACGAAUGAAAAUUGUUUAUGGAAAAACUCUAAAUUUAUUAAAAGAAGGUGUCAAAACAUUAUCACAGAGACUCAACAAUUCCACAGAGAUAGAUUCCAUUGAUCUACUAUCACCACAAGUACUUUCCUCUUGCAAAUCCAAACAUGAACAUAAUUCUAAGCAAAUGGUAUUAAAUAGUAAAUUACAACUAUUAGGAGUAGAUAAAGCCAUACAGGAUAUUCAACCAAAAUAUGAUCUGUGUGAAUGCAGCAAAGUAAUAAAUCCAACUACAUGUAACAAAUGCUCUUAUUGUGAUCAACUAUUAUGUAAUUCUUGUCUCUUAGAAUGUAUUAGUUGUUCAGAGUUGUUUUGUCAGAAUUGUUCUUUACCUGUGUAUGAUCAUGAAGAAAAAAGCAAGUGCCUUAAUUGUUAUAGAUGAAACCAACAGUGUUUUAUAUUAUUUUUUAUAAUCCAUAUUUAUGUUUUUUACUAAUACUAAUUAUAUGAAAUACCAAUUACAUGAUUUUGUAUGAAA
Molecule: messenger RNA, 2323 nt
Organism: Osmia lignaria (orchard mason bee)
Lineage: Eukaryota; Metazoa; Arthropoda; Insecta; Hymenoptera; Megachilidae
Product: apoptosis regulatory protein Siva
Biological process (GO): extrinsic apoptotic signaling pathway
Molecular function (GO): CD27 receptor binding
Source: RefSeq, a predicted model, not a curated record